Messenger RNA from Scatophagus argus, 7090 nucleotides. RefSeq names its product unconventional myosin-Va-like. The record is from RefSeq and is a predicted model, not a curated record. Lineage: Eukaryota; Metazoa; Chordata; Actinopteri; Scatophagidae. Gene Ontology annotation, biological process: actin filament organization; vesicle transport along actin filament. The transcript is spliced from 40 exons. Gene Ontology annotation, molecular function: ATP binding; microfilament motor activity; actin filament binding. Bases 197 to 5656 code for a protein of 1819 amino acids. Gene Ontology annotation, cellular component: cytoplasm; vesicle; actin cytoskeleton.
AACGUGUCGGGGCACGCGCAGCUGACUGACAAGUGUUGCGGCAGCAGUUGAAUGCUCCUUCCAGCUGAGCGCACUGAGCCCGGGAGAGGAGCUCGGAAAAGUUUUUAGCUCUGGCAGUCAUUAAGAAGAAAAAUGUUAAAUGUUUUUUCUGCGGGUAGAGGAAGUUUCUGAAGGCUCACAGAGCGAACUGUAAGACAUGGCAGCCUCUGAACUUUACUCCAAGUAUGCCCGUGUAUGGCUCCCAGAUGCAGCUGAAGUGUGGAAGUCAGCAGAGCUUAUCAAAGAUUACACUCCUGGCGGCUUGACGCUGAGUCUGCAGCUGGAUGAUGGCACGAAGGUGGAAUACAAAAUAGACCCACAAACCAACAACCUGCCGCCACUAAGAAAUCCUAACAUCCUGGUGGGGGAAAAUGACCUCACAGCUCUCAGCUACCUCCACGAGCCUGCAGUGCUACAUAACCUUAAAGUGCGCUUUGUGGACUCUAAGUUGAUCUACACAUACUGUGGAAUUGUCCUGGUUGCCAUCAAUCCUUACGAGAGCCUGCCUAUCUAUGAAACUGACAUAAUCAAUGCCUACAGCGGGCAGAACAUGGGAGACAUGGACCCCCAUAUAUUUGCAGUGGCAGAGGAAGCAUACAAACAGAUGGCCAGAGAUGAACGAAACCAGUCCAUCAUAGUGAGUGGUGAGUCAGGAGCUGGCAAAACUGUCUCUGCUAAGUACACUAUGCGUUACUUUGCCACGGUCAGCUGCUCCUCUGGUGAGGCCAAUGUUGAGGAGAGAGUCCUCGCCUCCAGUCCCAUUAUGGAGGCCCUUGGGAAUGCCAAGACAACAAGGAAUGACAACAGCAGCCGCUUUGGGAAGUAUAUUGAGAUUGGGUUUGAUAAGAAGCAUUGUAUUGUUGGAGCUAACAUGAGAACCUACUUACUUGAAAAGUCUAGAGUUGUGUUUCAGGCCCUUGGAGAGAGGAACUACCACAUAUUCUACCAGCUGUGUGCCUCUGCUCAUUUACCAGAGUUCAAAACCUUCAAGUUAGGUUGUGCAGAUGACUUCCACUGUACGAACCAGGGUCAAAGCCCUGUCAUAGACGGAGUGGACGAUGCCAAAGAAAUGUGCAACACCAGGAGGGCUUUUUCGCUGUUAGGAAUUAAUGAGCGUGAUCAAAUGGCAAUUUACCAAAUUCUGGCGGCUAUUCUCCAUCUUAGCAAUGUGGAAGUGAAAGAUCAGUCAGCAGACAGAUGCAGCAUCUUGCCAGAUCAUGUCCACCUGAUGGUAUUUUGUGAGUUGAUGGGGGUGCCUUGUGAAGAAAUGGCCCACUGGUUAUGUCACAGGAAACUCAAGACGACCACAGAGACCUAUGUCAAAUCGGUCUCCAAAAUGAACGCAGUCAAUGGCAGAGAUGCCCUAGCCAAACACAUCUAUGCCAGACUCUUCAGCUGGGUUGUCCUCAGUAUUAACAGCGCUUUGAAAUCUGCUGUGAAUCAACACUCUUUCAUUGGUGUGCUUGACAUUUACGGGUUUGAGACAUUCGAUGUCAACAGCUUUGAACAGUUUUGCAUCAAUUACGCCAAUGAAAAGCUUCAACAACAGUUCAACCAGCACGUCUUCAAGCUGGAGCAGGAGGAGUACAUGAAAGAGGAGAUCCCCUGGACAUUGAUUGACUUCUAUGACAACCAGCCAUGCAUUAAUCUCAUUGAGGCUAAGCUGGGUGUCUUGGACCUUCUGGAUGAAGAGUGCAAGAUGCCCAAAGGCUCUGAUGACACAUGGGCUCAGAAACUGUACAACACCCUCCUGAAGCAGAAUGCUCACUUUGAUAAACCCAGGUUAUCAAACAGAGCAUUCAUCAUUCACCACUUUGCAGACAAGGUGGAGUACCAGUGUGAGGGUUUCCUGGAGAAAAACAAAGACACAGUCAAUGAAGAGCAGAUAAAUGUACUGAAAAAUAGCAAGCUUGAUUUGCUGCUGAAGCUGUUUGAGGAUGACGAGAAGUCACAGAGUUCAACUAACAAGCGCACCAGUACCAGUGGAAAGGCUGGUCAGGCUCACAGGGACCAUAAGAAGACUGUUGGCCUGCAGUUUCGACAGUCUCUACAUUUGCUGAUGGACACACUGAAUGCGACGACUCCUCACUACGUGCGCUGCAUCAAGCCAAACGACCAUAAAGCGUCGUUCAUUUUCGACCCUGUGAGGGCAAUGCAGCAGCUUCGAGCUUGUGGCAUCCUGGAAACCAUCCGGAUCUCAGCAGCAGGCUUCCCAUCUAGAUGGACCUACCAGGAAUUCUUUAGCCGUUAUCGGGUCCUCAUGAAGCAAAAGGAUGUACUUCCUGAUAGAAAACAAACCUGCAAAAAUCUUAUGGAACAACUUGUAAAGGACCCAGAUAAGUAUCAGUUUGGAAAAAACAAGAUCUUCUUCAGGGCUGGUCAGGUGGCUUACCUGGAGAAGCUGCGUUCUGACAAGCUGCGUAUGGCUUGCGUCCGCAUUCAGAAGACUAUCCGCUGCUGGCUGGCCCGCAAAAAGUACCUGAGGAUGAGAGAAUCUGCUGUCACCGUACAGAGAUAUGUACGGGGUCACCAGGCACGCAGUUAUGUAAAGUUCCUGCGAAGAACCAGAGCAGCUGUGGUCAUUCAGCAGAACGUGCGAAUGUGGGCGACCAGGAGACGCUACCAGCAGCAACGCACUGCAGCUAUCGCUAUUCAGUGCUUCUUGAGGGCCUACAUGGCUAGAAAGCAGUACUAUAAGCUGAUGUUUGAGCAAAAGGCUGUGGUCAUCCAGAGAUGUGUGAGGGGCUGGAUAGCUAGACAGCAUUACAGACGAACCGUGGCAGCCAUCAUCCUGCUGCAGAGCUGUGUACGCCGCAUGAGGGCCAAGAAGGAAUUAAAGAAACUGAAGGUGGAGGCCCGUUCUGUGGAGCACUUCAAGAAGCUCAAUGUUGGCAUGGAGAACAAGAUUAUGCAGUUGCAGCACAAGAUAAAUGAGCAGCACAGAGAAAACAGAGAGCUCAGUGAGAGGCUGAAUGUCUUGGAGAAGGCCCUCUCUGUGGAGAAAGAGAAACAGACCAGAGAGAUCAAAAACCUACAGAGAUCAGAGCAGGAGGCCAGAGCCAAGGCAGAGACACUUCCCUCGCUGCUGGAACAGCUCUCAUUCCUUCAGCACGAGCUGGAAAACACCCGCAGAGAGAAAGAAGACCUGGAAGAGCAGACCAAAGUCUACAAGGAGCAGACACAUCAGGUGGUAGAAGAGCUUAAUAGGAAGAACAGUUUGUUGAACAGUGAAAAGGAUGAACUGAACAAACUAAUCCUGGAACAAACCCAGCAGUUAACAGAUAUUAAAACCAACAUUGAGAACACAAAACAGAUGGAGGAGGACUUAACUGAAGAACGUUCUCGCUACCAAAGUCUGUUGAGUGAACACCUGCGUCUGGAGGAACAGCAUAGAGACCUGAAGGAAGAAAUUAAUCUCAGAACUAGUUUAAGCAAAUCUGGUCUCGAGAGGACAGACUCCAGCUACAGCAGUAACUCAUCUGAGUUCAGUCAGAGCUUAGGCUCUACUGAAGGAGACAACAGCUCUAUACAAACAGAGGAUGAGACCCAGUCGACAGUGGACCUGCCAGUCCUCCUGAAGCUCCAGAGAAGAGUGAAGGAGCUGGAGCAGGACAAACAGUCGCUGUGGCAGCUGCUGGACAAGAAAGAAGAAACCCAACAACAAAAGGCAAAAGAAGCAGAAGAACAGAGAACUUCAGGCAGAGCAGAACUGGACUUGGAAAGACUGAAGCGGCAAGAGCUGGAGGCCGACAACAAGAAGUUGAAGAAGGAUCUGAAUGAGCUUCGGAAGUCUCUGACCAAUGAGAGCGGUGAAAUGAUGCCCCCUGCCCCUGGCUCUCUGCCCUACAGCAUCCUGCUGGAGCAACUCAGUUCUUCCACUGAGGAGCUGGAGAUGCGAAAGGAGGAAGUGCUGCUCCUCAGAUCACAUAUGGUCCGCCAAGAGGCUCUUAAACAUAAAGACUCUGCACUCGGUGAAGGUGUGAAAUUAGACCUUGAAAUUCCCUCAUUUCAAGAUGUUGACAGAUCUGCUGACAUCCAUACACUGAAUGAAGAUGGAGAGCUGUGGUUGGCUUAUGAAGGCUUGAAAGAGACCAACAGACUUCUGGAGUGCCAGAUGCAGGAGCAGGAGCGCAUUCACAGUGAGAAGUAUAAGAAGCUGCUUGAGGAGGUGAACAAGUUGAAGAAUGAAAAGGAGCAACAGCAGAAGCUGCUGGCCCAGAGCCUCCUCCUGUCUGAAGAUGCCCGCAUUGAGGCGAGCCUGAAGCAUGAGAUCACACGGCUCACCAGUGAGAACCUGGAACUCAUGGAGCAGCAAGAGAAACAAGACAAAACCAUCCGCAAGCUAAAAAAACAACUCAAAGUUUAUGUCAGAAAAGUUGAAGAUUUUGAAGCAAAUGCUCACCAAAAGAGCAGUGUGACUCACACUCCUAUGAGAGCGGUGAACAUCACCCGCAAGGACAAAGAGUACCGAGGCAUGUUGGAGUUCAGGACGGGUGACGAGAGCCGCCUCCUUAAGAAUGUGGUCGCAGAUCUGAAGCCUCGUGGGGUAGCAGUCAGCUUCAUUCCCGGACUUCCUGCCUACAUCAUCUUCAUGUGCGUACGAUAUGCAGACAGCGUGAACGACGAUCAGCGAGUCAGCGCUCUGCUCAAUUCCACCAUCAGCAGCAUCAAAGGUGUCAUUAAGAGGAGGGGAAAUGAUUUUGAAGUGGUGUCUUUCUGGCUGGCCAAUACCUGCAGAUUGAUGCACUGUCUGAAGCAGUACAGUGGAGACGAGGUCAGCGUGAGACACAACACCCCAAAGCAGAAUGAGCACUGCUUAAUCAAUUUUGAACUGUCAGAGUACCAGCAGCUUUUGAGUGAUCUCGCCAUCCAAAUUUACCGCCAGCUCAUCAAAUGUGUCGAGGACAUCCUGCAGCCCCUGAUUGUGGCGAGCAUGCUGGACCCUGAGGCAGUCCAUGGUGUUUUGGGAUCCAAACCAACAGGCCUGAGGAAGAGAAGCACCAGUUUCCCAGAAGAGGGGGCUGUGACUGUGGAAGUCCUCCUGCAGCGUCUUAGCCACUUUUACACCACCAUGACUCAGCAUGGGAUGGACUUAGACCUCAUUAAACAGGUGGUCAGGCAGCAGUAUUACAUCAUCUGCGCAGUCACACUCAACCACCUGCUGCUGCGGAAAGACAUGUGCUCGUGGAGCAAAGGCCUGCAGAUCAGGUACAACGUUUGGCAGCUGCAGGAGUGGCUGACGGAGAGGGAGCUGGCAACCUGUGAUGCCAAGGAGACUCUGGAGCCUCUUGUACAGGCUGCUCAGCUCCUGCAGAUCAACAAGAAGACUGAGGCGGACGCAGAAACUAUUUGCAACAUGUGCACUGCCCUCACCACAGCACAGAUUGUGAAACUGUUGACCUUGUACACCCCAGUGAUUGAAUUUGAAGAGCGAGUGUCAACCGAUUUCAUUUCCACUAUUAAAAACAUUUUGAAAGACAGAGCUGAGUCAUCCACCUUGAUGAUGGAUGCCAAGAAGAUCUUCUCCGUCACCCUUGUCUUCACACCCUCCUCCGUGGCUCUGGAGACCAUCCAGAUCCCUGCCAGCCUCAACCUGGGCUUCCUUGCCCGCAUCUAGACCUGUGCCCUCCAACACUUCAUUUUCUUACUUCUUUUUACUGAAGUAAUAACAUUCAAGCGUCUUUUUAAACAAUGUCUGUACCAGUUGUCAUGUUUUCACUAUCACUGAAUAUUUGUAAUACUGCAGCAGAGGUUGUUUACAUGUAUUUGUGUGUUACUUUCUCAGUACUGCAUAGCCAAAGACAUAACUCCAAACAGUGAAUCUGCAAAAAAGUCUUUUAAAGGUCAUUCCUCCUGAUGUAUUGUUGAUACAGUUGUUAAAAGUAUUUUGUGAAUUCCUGCAUUUAGUAAUAUAUUCAUGGGAAAGAUUUCUUUCUCAUAAUAUCUAUACUUAAGUAAGGAAAUAUGACUGCAGCAUCUACAAGUUAGCAUUUUCCUGUUACUGGGAUAGAUAUCCUGAUAACUCUGAAUUGGAGUGAUUCCAUGGAAACACAUAAAACAAAGACUAACCAUGAGCAAUAUUUAAAAUAUGAAUUUGCUUCUGCUUUAAAUGUUGAAAAUGUCAUGAGAUGAUAUUCAGUUUUAUUGCCGUAACUUUAUAUUUCUGUAACUGCUGAUAAUGAGUGAUGUUACGUAUGUCGGGACAAGGUGAAGGAGCAGGAAGUGACUGAAGUAGGCUAUGUAUUUAACCAGUCUUAAUGUUUUUCUGGCAAAUUAAAGGCUGGCUUUUCAGUAAGUACUUAAAGAUACUGUACAAAGAAUUUCAUUGCUCCUUGAGGUAUUAUGAAUCUUGUAUCUCUUAAAGAAGGUCCCCCAAGAAAAUGUGGAGUAUUUUAAUUAUUUUACUAUUUUACUUACUUUCUGGACAUUAGUUUGCACAGCAUUGUAAUACACAUAUAAUAAGGUGUAAAAAUGUUAUGUUAUGUUUUUGGAAAAGUGUGGGGAUCUCUGAAUUGAUUUUGGAUGUACAGCUGUACUGUACUGGUGUCCUACCUGGACCCUCACCGUGCUGUGCUGCUUCAGGUUGUUGUUUUUCAUCCUCCCACAUUCAUACUUGCUUUGUAUUUGCAAAUACUUAACGUGUAAAAAUUCGUAAAUAAUUAAUCUCUUGGUUCAAAGCUUCUCCGCUGUGCACACCAGGAAUGUUGUUUCUUUGUAGGCAUUUAUUCCCUUUGUUUUCAAAAUUUUGAUACUGUGUUUAGUAGAAGGUUGUGAAAUAUUUACUUUUUUUUUUUUUAAAGACAAAUUUAGUUUGUGGUAAAGCAUGAAUGCCUUCACGUAUGAUGAGGUGACUGAGGUCUGCAUCCGGUUUCUUUUGUUGUCACAAUCCUUGAUCAAACCAGCAACACCCACUCCGCCAGUCACUGUCACAAGACGGGAGGGCGGAGUCAAAAUCCGCAGCAGGUGAGCAAGUCAAGUAGGAAGACACGAGACAAACCUGUCGUGUGAGUGAUGAGGCUUUCAGAAUAAAAGCGCCAUGUUUGUCACUUUC